Molecule: messenger RNA, 1851 nt
Organism: Cutaneotrichosporon cavernicola
Lineage: Eukaryota; Fungi; Basidiomycota; Tremellomycetes; Trichosporonales; Trichosporonaceae
Exons: 6
Coding region: 1-1851 (616 amino acids)
Biological process (GO): protein transport to vacuole involved in ubiquitin-dependent protein catabolic process via the multivesicular body sorting pathway
Cellular component (GO): ESCRT-0 complex
Molecular function (GO): phosphatidylinositol binding; ubiquitin binding
Source: RefSeq, a predicted model, not a curated record
AUGUUCUCCGGCCCAAUUAAUCCCUACGAUGAGCUCGUUGACAAGGCCACUGACGAGAACCUCGCGUCCGAAGACUGGGAUGUCAACCUCCAGAUCUGUGACAAGGUUACCGAAGAGGGUGCGCCGGGUGCUCGCAACGCAGUUGCUGCGCUUGUGAAGCGUCUUGCCCACCGCAACCCCAAUGUCCAGAUCUACGCACUUGAGCUCGCAAACACAUUGGCACAAAACUGCCAGAGGCCGCUGCAGCAGGAGCUCGCAGGAAAGCAGUGGACGAUGGCGCUCGAGCGCAUCCUGAACGACCGCGCAACCGUCAAGCCUGUGCGUAACAAGGUACUGAAGUACAUUAAGGAGUGGACGCAGCAGUUUGAGGGCACGGGGGACCCACAGUUGGGCCUCAUGUCGGAGCUGUAUGAUAAGCUGAGGUCGAAGGACUACAACUUUGACGAGGCAGACGACCUAGUACCGACGCGCGAGGACGCGAGACGGCAGGCCGAGGAGGACGAGCUGGCGCGUGUGUUGGAACUGUCCAAGCAAGACAAGGGCGGGCGAGGAGCCACCGGGUACAACAGGCCGGGCGGGUCGUCGAGCGGUGUAGGUUCGUCGAGCGCUGCCUCCGCCGCCGCUGCGGCCCCUUUCGCUGCAGCUCCGUCCGCUGGACCGCCCAUGGUCGCAGCAUCGUAUGCCUCUGGGCCUGUGCAAACCAACGCCGCCCCGCACAGCCAGUACAGGGGCCCAUCUGCGCAUGACUACGAGCUGAUGGAUCCCCCUCUCGGGGCUGGACCAGAGUACCAGGCGCCUCAGUCUGGUUCUUACGCCCAGCAGGGAUACCCGGCCCCAGCACCUGCUCCCGUUCCCGACGGGCCACUCGACAUCAACAAGGCAACGCGUGUGCGUGCGCUGUACAGUUUCACUUCCGAGACGGUCGGCGAGCUGCCGUUUGAGCGCGGCGACAUGAUCAAGGUGCUCGACCGCAGCUUCCAUGAGUGGUGGCGUGGUGCGUGCAACGGCAAGAUCGGCAUCUUCCCUGCUACCUAUGUGGAGCCGCUGCCAGAGCCGACUUACAUGGAACUGCAAGAGGAGGCGCAGGAGGAGGCGCGCGUGUUUGCAUCGCUGAGUAUUGUGGACGAGCUCCUGCGGUCGCUCAAGGAUAUUGACCCUGCCCGUGGAGAGCGCCUCGAGGACAACCCGGAGAUCCAGGAGAUGUACCAGAGGAGCGUCGGACUGCAAGGCGGGAUCAACGCUCUCAUCAAGAAGUACUCAGACCAGAAGGCCGAGCUUGAGCACAUGAACGCCAACCUCGUGCGCGCGAUGCAGCAGUACGAGGAGCUCAAGGGCGGAGCCCCUCCCGCACAGCCGUACGCGCCGCAGCCAUAUGGCGUGCCUCCUAGUUCCCAGGACUCGGGGCUUGCUCCCCAGUCUUACGGCUACAACCAGUAUCCGCAAGAGUCGCCUGCGGCUGUUCCGCAGGGCCCGCAGUACCAGCUCGAGUCGCAGGCCUACCCGACCGAGUCCCCUGCUGUGAUGCCUCAGGCGCAGCCUGGCUACCCUCAGCAGCACGGCCAGCCUCCGCAUGGCAUAUACUACCAGAACGCGCACAGCUCGACGAGCGUCAACCACCCUCCAGCUGGACACGUACUGGGCUCGCCGCCGCGGCAGGGCUCGGGGUCCGCGCCGGCGGACCCCAACCAGGCCGCGUGGGACGCGUACUAUCGCCAGCAAGGACAGGUCCCGCCGCAGGGUGCACCUCCUCCCGGUGCGCCCGUCGCCGCACCAUACCCCCAGCAGCAGUACUAUGCGCAGCAGACUGCUGACGGCGUGACUGGGCAGAUGGGCCAGAUGAGCGUUAGCUAG